Paramecium sonneborni is the source of this 417-nucleotide messenger RNA. The record is from the annotation of a GenBank genome assembly. NCBI's taxonomy places the organism in Eukaryota, Ciliophora, Oligohymenophorea, Peniculida, Parameciidae.
AUGAUAGAUUCAGACACAAUCACUCUUGAUUAAAUUUAUGGGUGUCAUUUCAAAAAAGUACCAUUGCUUUAUGGGGAAAUGGAAGGAACUAAUCCAUUUCCAAUAAAUGAGGCUGAUGAAGAUUUAGAUUCUGAUAAAUAACCUGAAUAGACAAAGCAAAUUUCACCAACUUAAUAAAAAGCAUAAUUAAAACCAUUAAUAAAAACAAGGAGGAGAUAAUAAACUGUUCAUAAAUCACCUAUGAAUAUGAGUUAAUUUGAGAGGCAUAUUGGAUUUCGAAAUUCUUUUUAUAAGAAUAAUAAUAAAAUCAAUUUAGCAUCUAGGUAAAGGGCCGAGGAAGUAAAAAAUUAAGAAAUUGGAAUGUUUACUAAAUAUGUUUAAAGGUUUUAGCUUCAAAAAUUAUAAAUUUGGAAUUGA